Microthlaspi erraticum is the source of this 1344-nucleotide messenger RNA. The record is from the annotation of a GenBank genome assembly. NCBI's taxonomy places the organism in Eukaryota, Viridiplantae, Streptophyta, Magnoliopsida, Brassicales, Brassicaceae.
AUGAAGGGAAUCGACAAGGUCAAGAAGAAACUAAUUUUGAAACAAGUCCGUGCGUUUUGCUCCCCUGAAGUUGCCGCCUCCCUUGGUCGCCGUUACUUCUCCCUCGUCGCCUCCUCUUUCCGACGAUUCUACUCACUUCUCCGACCUCGUUCUCGCCUCCGGCAGCCAACGAUGGAGUACGUGGGACUUUUGAGGACUGAGUCCCCAUCCCGUCCGGUUGCUCCGCCGAAGCCGCCAGAUCGAACGUCCACCAAAUCUCUCCACCCUCCCCAUCCGCCGGAGCCACCAGACCCACCGGAUCCGCCGGAUCUACGGUCUGUGCCUCUCCUUUUCCCUCCUGGUCUCCCCCCUCCUUCGAAGCUCACCGCAUUCCACAUCUCCUCUCCCCAAGUGUUUUCUCCAGAUCUAGAUCUAGAGCUUUCCCAUCUAGAUCCGAUUUUUGCUUCCGGUGUUGUUGUGACGCCUCUUGGGUCACCCAUUCCUGCAGUAUGCAGUCUUUCCUCCGAUCGAGCCUCUGGUUCCUCGAGUUCGUCUCACCACCUUGCAGUAAGCCUGCUUCUCCUGCAGAAGUCUCCAGAUUCUCUAGACAUGUCCUCUACAGAAGUGUUUCUUCUUCCGCUGGUGGCUUUCUUUGAAGCGGAUUCUCCCUUCGUCACUCUCAUCGUCCUUCUUCACUCGCUCACCCAGGUUUACUCCUCCUCUUUGUCUCUUGCUUCUCCCUCUGUGGAUUGCUGUAAGACUUUAGUGGAAUGGUUAGUGCUGGUGAUUGUUCCCAGUUUAUUGGCCUUUGUUGGCUCACUUAACGCCGUAGUGCGUCUCUUUACUGCAGUAUGCAGAGUUUACAUCCUUGCUGUGACGGCUUGUGCUUCAUAUUCUUUCUCUCAGUGGCAGAGUGGAAAGAAUUGUCUUAGUUGUUUCCAUCCAGUUACUCUGGUUUUGGACUUCUAUUGUCCUCAUCUCUCCUUUAAGGAGCUUAUUCUCCUCCCAUGUAUUUCACUUAGUUUAAGUGGUAUUGUUACAGGGAGCAUCGUGAAGGCUGUUCUAUUUAGAGCAGUAACCAAGAGACUCUUUGGAUCUCGAUCAGCAAUUGUUAUUGUUGACGGCUUGACCUUCUUGUCUUUGGAGGCGGUUACCCCUCCUCUUGGUGGUUUCGAUCAAGACAGCUAUUGUUGCUUUGUUCUGAGUGCUAAUUCGGUUGAGCAUGUACGCUCCCAUCUAUCCAUUUACCUCUAUUUGAGUUGUUGUAGUUUCUUUUGUUUAAUCUUAUGCUCGACCAAUCUGUGGUUUGAUGCUUUGAUUUAUUUGGCUCACUGUGGCCUUUGUAUCAUCUCCCCUUGGAGAUAA